Molecule: messenger RNA, 876 nt
Organism: Anthostomella pinea
Lineage: Eukaryota; Fungi; Ascomycota; Sordariomycetes; Xylariales; Xylariaceae
Source: the annotation of a GenBank genome assembly
AUGGCCCAGCACCUAUCGGCCUUCUCGCCAACCCGUCCCACGAGCUCCCGCAGCUUCGCCCUACCCUCUUCCUCCUCUUCCUCAGACAACGAAGACGAUGCGCCUCUCCCCUUCCCCACGGCGCUCCCGCGCUCCGACUUCCUCGCGCCCGAUUUUGACGCCGCCGCCUACCUAUCCUCGCUCGCCCACCGCCACCAGACUCUCGAGGACCUGCGCUCCGACCUGCGCGAGCGCAGUGCCGCCAUCAGCUCCGAGCUGCUCGAGCUGGUCAACGCCAAUUACACCAGCUUCUUGAGUCUCGGCGAUGAGCUCAAGGGCGGCGAGGAACGCGUCGAGGAUGUGCGCGUGGCCCUGCUUGGCUUCCGGCGGGCCGUCGACGAGAUCAAGGGCCAUGUCCGGGAGAGGGGGUCCGAGGCUGGUGCCCUGAAUAAGGACCUGGGGGCUGUGCGGGGCGACAUUGAGACGGGCAGGAAGAUGCUGGAGCUCGACGAACGGAUAUCGGUCCUCGAGGGGCGCUUGGCUAUUGACAGUACUGGGCUUGAUAGCAACGAGAGUGAAGAGGAAGACGACGACGACGACGAGGAAGCGCCAGACGGAAUGGUCGGUAGCAGCUCAGCAAAGCUGACCCAGCUGGCGAACGAGUACGUGGCCUUCGACGAGCUGGCCGUUGAUAUUGGGCGCGAGACGCCCUUCGUACGAAAGAUGGAGGAGAGGAUGAUCAGAUGUCGAAACACCAUCCUGCUGGACCUGAACAGCGCGUUGAAGGAAGCCAAGAAGGCUGGUACUCAGGGGCAGACCAAGCUGCUGAAGCUGAUGGGCAUAUAUGCGCUGAUGGAUGCACAGUCCGAAGUUGUCAAGGCUCUAAAGGCUAAAUGA